AUGCUGGAAGCAGGCCAGACGCACAACGCAGGUGAGAAGACUGAAGAAAGGUCAUUGGUUGGGGGUCUAUUUCUCGCACGUGGCAAUCGGAAGCUCGAGGCGGCGGUAAAGUUAGACCAGGGCCCCAUGCGCAAAGCUAUUCUCCAGGACUCACUUUCCGACGAGAUCUUCGGUACGUGCAAAGCGAAGGUGGCAGCUCAAGGGAGGUCAGCGUCCAACGGCAAGACAGUCAUCAAGAGGGCCCUGAAACCGUACGCGAUAGUGAAGGCGGCGCUCAUCGCAUCGCUGAAGAAGGAGGGCGCGGAGUUCCAGCUGGGGCCCGCGCCGCGCGUGGACACCGCGCGCGAGGACCCGCGGCUCCGGCGGCAGACGCCCGUGAUCCGUUCCUCCAGGAGGGUGGUGGCCCGGGCGGCGUCAGGGGAUUACGUGGACUGCCACCGCCAGCUCCACGCUGGCGGCGCGGGCGGCGGGGGCUGCGCCGCGGAUUGGGAGCCUCCGGGGGGCCUGAGGCCCCUGCGGCUGCGACCGCACGCGCGCACCGCCAGCACCAGCAGCAGCAUGGCGGCGCGGGGCGACAGCCUCUGGCGCCCAGGCAGCACAGCCGAGGCACAUCCGAGGUUGAACGCCGCCCUCGGGGAGGAUGCCCUCGGCCGCGUGGACUUCGCAUCCGUGCUGGACGAGGUGGUCGCCACCCAUGCACGGGGCACCGUGCGGCUGGUCAAAGCCACCAGUGGAGGCCGAUGCAUCGGGUACGUCUUGUACGAGCUCCGGAAGAAGGGUCCAGCGAGGAGCCGGCAGCACUUCUGCGAGCUCGUGAACAUCGUGGUGCGCCCCGAGCAGCGCGGAUGCGGCGCCGGGCGGCGGCUCUUCGAGGCGCUGGAGCGGGACCUCGAGACGACCGCCAGCAGAGAGGCUCGCGACAUGCGCCUCUACGUCGCGGAGCGGAACGGGGGCCCGAGGGAGUGGUACCGGCGCAUGGGCUUCGAAGAUGCAGGCUGGCAGACCGAGCAGGUCGGGGGCGAGCAGGUGCGCUUCCUGCGGAUGUGUGAGACAGGCGACAUCUGCGGCGUUCUCUGCACCUCUGCUAGCACGCGCUCCGCAGAGACGACUUGCGCGGAUUCCGGCAACGGGCCAGCGCUGCUUGCGUUCUCGGGGCUCCUGUGGGGGCCAGAUGGGCGCCCAUCGCCCGGAGCCGACGGCGCCGCCGAGGGGGCGGCCGCGGCGUCGCCGCCCGCGGAGCGCAACGAGACGUACCGGGACGCCAUCGGCUGCUGCGUGCCGGGGCAGGUCGGCGGUGUGCGGCUGGUGCCGCUGCCGCUCGGGUGGGGCGCCUCGCAGCGCGGGCUGCCGCUCGCGGAGGCCGGGGCGCGCGGCGUAACCCGCCGGGCGAGGAGCCGGCGCUGGCGCUGCAGGCCCCUGGAUGGCCCGCUCCUCUUCGACGCCGCGCUGCUGCAGAGCGCGGCCACGCUUGCCGGCUACGCAUCGCCGGGGCGGCGCCUGCGCUACGAAGACUGGGCAGCGGGGCGCGGCGGCGACGCGGGCGAAGGCGCGCUGCGGAUGGAGCCCUUCGGCGCCGACCACCGCGUCUUCGGCUCCUACGGCGGCCUGUGGGCGCUGCUGGGCCUCGCGGCCGCCUCGGCGCCGAGGCUGUGCCCCAGCGGGAGCCUGUGCGGCAUCUGCUCCCACCUGGCGCAGACGCUGGCAGAGGUGGAGAGCUGGGUGCGGAGAGCCCCUGAGAAGCAGCUGGACAUCCUCCAUGGCGUGCUCGACCUGCUGUCUCCGCACGGGGGCGCCGAGCGCUGGGGCCGCUGGCGGUCGUGCCUCCUCCGCGGGCUGGCGGACCUCGCGGCCGCGCAGCGCCCGGGCGCCCCGCCGCGGCGGAGCCACGAGGCCCGCGCGGAGGGCGGGCGCUCCGGGCGGCCCGCCCACCAGCACUUCGUGCGCACGCGCGCCGAGGUCGCUUACCGCAGCGGCCGCGCGCGCGCACCGCGGCCGUCCUCGGCGCGGCGGGUCGCCAUGCGUGCGCUGCUCGCGCCUGCGCUGCUCGCUGUGUGCGCCGCACUCUCGCACGACAGCAGGCUUUCGCCAAAGCAGGCCGGGUCGGUGGACGAGCAGAGCCGCCAGGGCGCCGCCGUGGACGCGGGCUCGGGCUCGUCGGCGCAGCAGGCCGUCGUCCUGAACGAGCAGAGCCACCAGAGCGCUGGCCUGGACGCGAUCUCGGGCUCGUCGGCGCAGCAGGCCGUCAUCCUGGACGAGCAGAGCCGCGAGAGCUUUGUCCUGGAAGCGAGCUCUCGGUCGUCGGAGCAGCAGGCCGUCAUCCUGGACGAGCAGAGCCGCCAGAGCUCCAGCAUGGCCUCGAGCUCGGGGUCGUCGGCGCAGCAGGCCGUCGUCAUGGACGAGCAGAGCCGACAGAGCGCCGCCGCGGAAGCCAGUUCGGGCUCGGCGGCGCAGCAGGCCGUCGUCCUGAACGAGCAGAGCCACCAGAGCACCGUCCUCACAGCCAGCUUGGAUUCGGCGGCGCAGCAGGCCGUGAUGGUGGAUGAUCAGAGCCACGAGAUCGUUGGCCUGGACGCGGGCUCGAGGUCGUCGGCGCAGCAGGCCGUUAUCCUGGACGAGCAGAGCCGCCAGAGCGCAGGCCUUGGUUUGAGCUCGGGGUCGUCGGCGCAGCAGGCCUUGUUGGUGGAUGAUCAGAGCCGCGAGAUCGUUGGCCUGGACGCGGGCUCGGGGUCGUCGGCGCAGCAGGCCGUUAUCCUGGACGAGCAGAGCCGCCAGAGCGCAGGCCUGGGUUUGAGUUCGGGGUCGUCGGCGCAGCAGGCCGUCAUCCUGGACGAGCAGAGCCGCCAGGGCGCCGCCGUGGAAGCCAGUACAGGCUCGGCGGCGCAGCAGGCCGUCAUCCUGGACGAGCAGGGCCACCAGAGCACCGUCCUCACAGCCAACUUGGAUUCGGCGGCGCAGCAGGCCGUGAUGGUGGACAAGCAGAGCCAUCAGGGUGCCGACCUGGACGCAAGGUCUGGGCCGUCGGCGCAGCAGGCCGUCAUUCUGGACGAGCAUUUGAGCUCGGGGUCGUCGGCGCAGCAGGCCGUGUUGGCGAAUGAUCAGAGCCGCGAGAUCGUUGGCCUGGACGCGGGCUCGGGGUCGUCGGCGCAGCAGGCCGUCAUCCUGGACGAGCAGAGCCGCCAGAGCGCUGCCGAGGCCUCAAGCUCAGGGUCGUCGGCGGAGCAGGCCGUCAUCCUGGACGAGCAGAGCCGCCAGAGCUCCAGCAUGGCCUCGAGCUCGGGGUCGUCGGCGCAGCAGGCCGUCAUCAUGGACGAGCAGAGCCGCCAGACCGCCGUCCUGGAAGCGAGCUCGGGGUCGUCGGCGCAGCAGGCCGCCGUUCUGGACGUGCAUCGCGGGCAGGAAGCCGCCUUGCAGGCGAGUUCGGGGUCGUCGGCGCAGCAGGCCGUCAAUCUGGACGAGCAGAGACGCGAGGGUGCCGCCCUGGACGCAAGCUCGGACUCGUCAUCACGCAUGGCCGCCGUUGUCCACGCGCAGUUCCGCGAGAUCUCCGCCCUGAAUGCUAGUGUGGAGCUCAGGAUCGCACAGAUGGAGCAGGACUGGAAGCUCAGGAUCAAGCAGCUGGAGGAGAAGCUCUGGCAGGUGCAGCAGGAGAAGCGGGACGUCGCCGCGGCCGAGGAGAGGUCGGAGCGACGGCUCGCGCUUCUCGAGAGCAAGCUCGCGAAGAUGGAGCUCAAGGUGCAGCCCAGCCUGGAGCGCCGCCUCACCCAGGUGGAGGAGGCCGCGAGGGCCGAGGCGCAGCGUCGGGCCUCGCAGGAGCAGGAGACUUCCCCGACGGCCGAGGAGGAGUUCAGCAGACAGCAGCGCUCGCGCGAAAGCCUCGAGGAGUCGCGGCUGAUCUACGAGCAGUCCUGGGCGAUGGGCGACCUCAAGGCGGCCCACAGCGCCAUCGACCGCGUGGUGCUGCCGCUCAUGACGUUCGCCAGGGAGAAGGUCUACCAGAGCCGGCGCCAGGAGAUCGAGGCCGAGACUCGCCGCAGGCUCCUGGAGGAGGCCGAGGGGCUCUGCGACGCCGACGGCGACAGGCUGGACGGGGAGCAGCUGCGGGAGGUGCUCGACGUGCCCGAGGCCAAGCUGGCCCACCUGGCCGCCGAGGUCGCGCAGGUCGCCGCUCCAGCGGCCACCGGCGACGCGGUCGACCACACGGGCCUCCGGUGGCAGGAGCGCCUGGAGGGCUUCCGCCAGAAGUCCGCCGCCGAGUCCGCGCACGUGCUGGAGUCCAUCGUGCACAAGAUCGGGGUGCUGUCGGACAUCCAGGGCGACUACGACGACCGCAUGUUCCUGGAGAUGCUGGCCCGCUUCCUCAACGACACCAGAGACGAGACCCAGCACAUGCACGAGACGAACGCUCUCAUCCACAAGAGGCUCCAGGAGAAUUACGGGAAGUACAACACCGAGUACUUGUCCAGCACACUCCUGCAGGCCAUCAGCGGCGUCACUGAGAACGUAGAGUUCAAGAACCACUUGCUUCACAUGGAUACCUACGCCCUGUCCCACACCACCCCGGGCGAGGAGAUGGUGCAGGGCUGCCAGGAGAUGGAGCGUGUAUUCGCCUCUCACAUCUUGCCCUUCUUCCAAGGCGUCGGCCACAUGAGGGGUACCCUCGACAACUUGACCAAGGUCGUCCCGAGCAUGCUGUCCACCGCGGGCCAGAAGCGCUCUCUGGCCAUGAUGCGGAACCGCACCAAGGGCAUGCUGAGCAUGGCUUACGCCCAGCAGAUCGCCCUGAGGGGGGUGUCCAACGCGAUUAUGCACGACGCCAUACCAGUCUUGGUAGAGAGGCUCCACUGCAAUUUCACUGACCCCAGCAGCUCAGCAGCGCGCACGAGCUCGCCGAGCUCGCCCCGCACGCUCCUUUCGCGCAUCUGGUCGCGACGGCAGUAGUGCGAAGGGCGCUGCGAGGCGAGAGGCGCUGCUGCUCGUCGAGCAGCCUUCGCUUCGCCCGUUGGGUCCGUCCAGGCUCUUUUGACCCCUGUGCCCUCCGCCUCCUGCCGCCCUGCUCGCGUGCAAGCGACACCUUUCUGCGACAGGCGAGCAGGAACACACGGAUUACAUGCUCGCAAUGGGGAUGGGCCACGGGUGUGAGAGGGAGGCGCGGCGUCUCGUCGGGCACGGCCCCCUUGCGGUUGACCCUUGGUGCGGUGCCGAGGGGCCCAAGUUCGAGAGCUAAGAGGAUC
This is a messenger RNA of Prorocentrum cordatum, 5231 nucleotides long. NCBI's taxonomy places the organism in Eukaryota, Dinophyceae, Prorocentrales, Prorocentraceae. The record is from the annotation of a GenBank genome assembly.